AACAAUGAGCGAUAAUUUGAAGUCAGCUGAUUAAUGGAAACAAAACAUAACAAAUUGGACCUGAAACACUUAGUUUAAUUAAAAUGAGCUUCUCGGAAAAUACCUCCGACUCAGAUUGGAAGGACGCCAAAGUGAAAGUAUCUCGGACCAUCAGGGAAUCCAUAUCCAGUUCUGGGAGAAGGACAAGAGAUAAAGAAAAACACAAAAAACUGUCCUCGAGCAAGCCCAAGUACAACCAGAAGUUCUGUGAGAAGUGGUUAAAGAUUUUCGAACCGUGGCUCCGGCGGGAUCCUAAUGACCAGCACAAGCCCUUUUGCCGGGCCUGCCAGUGCAGCAUGGACUGCAACCGGUGCCACCUGGUGCGGCACCAACUCACCACCAAACACAAACGGAACCUGGAGUCAUUUCUCACCCAAGGUGAGGGCGUGGAACGACGAGAGGGGCGUGUACGCCAGGAGCGGAGCAAGUAUUACCAUCAGCGAAGACCAGCCAAACACGAAAACAAACCAGAGGUUCGACCAAAUGAAACCGCUGAGGAAGGUACUUCCUCUACGCUGCAACCCGUUGACAACCUGGACCCCAUGGAAGAAGUGGCUGUACCCAAACAGGAACUUUCGGAGACAGAAGCCAUUUCAAAAACGGAAGAAACUGCUAAUUGCCAACCCAGGCCCUCUACUUCUGCUUCAAAUCAAGAAGGUCUUAAACUCCUGCUACAGAUCCACCAGGACAAGAACGAGUUAAUGGAAUCCUUUCGAGAACUGAUGGGUAGCCAGGCGCACGUACAGCACCUUCCAGCUCCGACACCGGCCAAGGAAAAGAAUCACGUUGAUCUGUUCUUUGAGAGUGUCAGUUCGAGUGUCAAAGCAUUAUCACCCAAGCUCAUUGCCGAGGCCAAGAUGCGAGUCUCACAGCUUAUUUGUGAGCUGGAGUUGCGUGGCCUCACGGAUAAUAGUCCCCACGAUGCUGGAGCCGCACACUCGCCGACAAAUAGUCCAUUUGUACUGCAACAAAAUGGAACUGGAGGUCAGAUAAAGACACAACAGCCGCGUUUUAGUGGCGUUAGCUAGGAACAGUGUAAUUAGUUUACUAGGAGUAUUUUAUGUAUAUUGAUUAUAGGUAAAUAAGUGUUUAAUUAUAUAUUUUUGUACAUCGAUGGUUAUAGAUAAACCAUUUUGACCAAAAUAAUUAAUGCGAAAAUAUUUUUUCGUUAAAUAAAUUUGUAUAUUUUAA
This is a messenger RNA of Drosophila ananassae, 1230 nucleotides long. Its product is annotated as protein suppressor of variegation 3-7. Lineage: Eukaryota; Metazoa; Arthropoda; Insecta; Diptera; Drosophilidae. Gene Ontology annotation, molecular function: DNA binding. Bases 84 to 1067 code for a protein of 327 amino acids. The record is from RefSeq and is a predicted model, not a curated record. The transcript has 2 exons.